Molecule: messenger RNA, 3491 nt
Organism: Microcebus murinus (gray mouse lemur)
Lineage: Eukaryota; Metazoa; Chordata; Mammalia; Primates; Cheirogaleidae
Source: RefSeq, a predicted model, not a curated record
ACUUAUAAACUUAUAAAAUCUAUAUUUACUUCUUCAUAAUGAAGUGUAGGAUCUUAUCUAUGUUUCGUUUUCCUUAAAGCUGAUCUUGAAUUAAUGAAUAAAAUCAUGAAAGGCCUGUUGCUUCCCCCUUGCAUUGUAGUCACCACUCUGAUUUCCUGAAGAGAAGCAUAUCUUGGCUACUAACUGAUCUGUAGGGAAAGAGUUAGAGGGAAACCAAACGGUUGAUACCAAGUUCAUAUUCUCUUGACUUUAGUCAAUGAGAUUAGGUUCCAAAACACUUCAGAGAUCUUUUUCAUAUUAGUGCUCCAUCAUCACUUUAGGGUAUUGUGAAAUUUGGAGGCUUUGCCUCAACAUUUUAUAUGAAAUGCUUUACUUCUGCUAGAGUAACACUUUCCAGAAUUUGUACCUGAGUUUUGUUUUAACAUGAGAGAAGUUGUAUGAAAAGUCAUCAUAUUUAAGCACCAAGGAACCAAAAUCAAUGACACCCUCCAUAUUUAUGAUGAAUUCCAUAUAAAUGAAAUAUUUUUGUUUGACAGACAUAUUUUAGUUUUUCUUCCUUUACAAAAUGGUGAAAUUCUUAACUGGAAGAUUUUUUUCUAGCAUAGCAUAUUUGAACUAUUAUUUUAGGACAGACUUUGAAGCAGAAAAUAUUUCUAAAACUACAGCAUAGUGAAAGUAGUUGUGCUUGGUUAAUAAUAUCAUAUAUUAACAAAAUAGGUAUUUGUAAAUGAUCUAUGAAAAUAUCCAAAAGUCGAAACAUAAGAUUUAGAAUGACCCAGGAAGCAGCUAUACGAAAAAGAACCUGCGGGUUUUUCUUGUACUUACAUAAUCAGUCACAUGAUGUCGCUGUACGCUCAAAAGGUGAAAAGGGAAAAUUUCAUCUCGGCACCCGGAUUCCAACCAUUCACGGAAUAGGAUAGACUCCAUGUUGACCGGUAAUGCUGGGUAAAAUUUACUAGAUAUAUACUUAUAGAAAAGGGAGACGGCCCACAAGAAACCUCACGCGAGCGCUCCCUUAAAACGGACAAUCCUAACUCAAAGGCCCUCAUUAUCUGCAACGAUGUUUAUAUGGCGAGGAGGCCAGAGAUCCCGGCGCCUGCUGCUCUCGCUCCUGCUCCUCGCGUUCUGGGAGGCGGGGAGCGGCCAGCUCCACUACUCGGUCCCCGAGGAGGCCAAGCACGGCACCUUCGUGGGCCGCGUCGCGCAGGACCUGGGGCUGGAGCUGGCGGAGCUGGUGCCGCGCCUGUUCCGGGUGGCGUCCAAGGACCGCGGGGACCUUCUGGAGGUGAAUCUGCAGAAUGGCAUUUUGUUUGUGAAUUCUCGGAUCGACCGGGAGGAGCUGUGCGGGCGGAGCGCGGAGUGCAGCAUCCACCUGGAGGUGAUCGUGGACAGGCCGCUGCAGGUGUUCCACGUGGAGGUGGAGGUGAGGGACAUUAACGACAACUCGCCGGAGUUCAGAGCAAGAGAACAAAAGGUACUUAUUUCUGAAUCCGCGCCUUUGGACUCCCGUUUUCCUCUAGAGGGCGCUUCUGAUGCGGAUAUAGGCGUAAACUCUCUGCUCACCUAUGUGUUAAGUGUAAACGAGCAUUUUGUGCUUAGAAUAAUAAAGAAAAAAGAUAAAAGUAUAUUGCCUGAAUUAGUUCUUCGGAAGUUAUUGGAUAGAGAGGAAACUCCAGAAGUUAAUUUAUUGCUGAUGGUCAUCGAUGGCGGUAAACCAGAGCUAACAGGGUCUGUUCAGAUUCAAAUAAUCAUUCUGGAUGUGAAUGACAACGCUCCGGAGUUCGAUAAGCCUGGCUAUAAAGUAGCUUUGUUUGAAAAUGUCCAAAACGACACAACAGUGAUUCAACUAAACGCUUCCGAUCCCGACGAAGGACUGAAUAGAGAAAUUUCCUAUGGAAUCAGAAUGAUUUCACCAGUGAGUGAGAAAUGUAUGUUUUCAAUAAAUCCAGACACUGGUGAAAUUAGAAUUUAUGGGAAACUGGAUUUUGAAGAGAAUAAUGCCUAUGAAAUUCAGGUUAUUGCCAUUGAUAAGGGAAUUCCAUCCAUGGCAGGUCACAGCAUGGUCCUGGUGGAAGUUCUGGACCUGAAUGACAAUGUCCCUGAGGUAGUGAUUACUUCGCUGUCCCUACCAGUGCAAGAGGAUGCGCAGGUGGGCACUGUCAUCGCCCUGAUCAGCGUGUCUGACCGUGACUCUGGAGCCAACGGACAGGUGACCUGCACCCUGACUCCCCACGUUCCCUUCAAGCUGGUGUCCACCUUCAAGAAUUACUAUUCACUGGUGCUGGACAAUGCCCUGGACCGCGAGAGCAAAUCUGACUACCAGUUGGUGGUGACUGCGUGCGACAGAGGCUCUCCUUCUUUAUCCACUACUGCCAGCGUGUCCGUGGAGGUGGCCGACGUGAACGACAACGCGCCGGCCUUCGCGCAGCCCGAGUACACGGUGUUCGUGAAGGAGAACAACCCGCCGGGCUGCCACAUCUUCACGGUGUCGGCGCGGGACGCGGACGCGCAGGAGAACGCGCGGGUGUCGUACUCGCUGGUGGAGCGGCGGGUGGGCGAGCGCGCGCUGUCGAGCUACGUGUCGGUGCACGCGGAGAGCGGCAAGGUGUACGCGCUGCAGCCGCUGGACCACGAGGAGCUGGAGCUGCUGCGGUUCCAGGUGAGCGCGCGCGACGCGGGCGUGCCGCCUCUGGGCAGCAACGUGACGCUGCAGGUGUUCGUGCUGGAUGAGAACGACAACGCGCCAGCGCUGCUGGCGCCUCGGGCUGGCAGCACGUUUGGCGCUGUGACCGAGGUGGUGUCGGCGGAUGGUGGGCGCGGCCACGUGGUGGCGAAGGUGCGCGCGGUGGGGGACUCUGGCUACAACGCGUGGCUGUCGUAUGAGCUGGAGCCAGCGGCGGGAAGCGCGCGCAGCCCGUUCCGCGUGGGGCUGUACACCGGCGAGAUCAGCACGACGCGCGCCCUGGACGAGGCGGACGCGCCGCGCCAGCGCCUGCUGGUGCUGGUGAGGGACCACGGGGAGCCCGCGCUGACCGCCACGGCCACCGUGCUGGUGUCGCUGGUGGAGGCGCAGCAGGCCCAAAGCCUUCGCGGCGUGGCGGGCGCUGUGGGCCCGGAGGCGGCGCUGGUGGAUGUCAACGUGUACCUGAUCAUCGCCAUCUGCGCGGUGUCCAGCCUGCUGGUGCUCACGCUGCUGCUGUACACGGCGCUGCGGUGCUCGGCGCCGCCCAGCGAGGGCGCGUGGGGCCGGCAAGCCAGGCUGGUGGUCUCCAGCGCGGUGGGGAGCUGGUCACACUCGCAGCAGAGGCGGCAGAGGUGUGCUCUGGGGAGGGUCCGCCCAAGGCCGACCUCAUGGCCUUCAGCCCCAGCCUGCCACCCUCUCGAGAAGAUUGUUUAAAUCCUUCUAGCGAACCACGACAGCCCAACCCUGACUGGCGUUACUCUGCCUCCCUGAGAGCAGGCAUGCACAGCUCUGUGCACCUGGAGGAGGC